Colletotrichum karsti is the source of this 327-nucleotide messenger RNA. RefSeq names its product ras guanyl-nucleotide exchange factor. The record is from RefSeq and is a predicted model, not a curated record. The transcript has a single exon. Gene Ontology annotation, cellular component: mitochondrial matrix. Gene Ontology annotation, biological process: mitochondrial proton-transporting ATP synthase complex assembly. Lineage: Eukaryota; Fungi; Ascomycota; Sordariomycetes; Glomerellales; Glomerellaceae. Bases 1 to 327 code for a protein of 108 amino acids.
AUGACCACCGCACCGCGCCUCCGCUCCAUCUACCGCUCUCUCCUGCGCGAGCUGCCGCCGCGUCCCGUCCUCGCCCGCGAACGCUCCUCUCUCCACAGCCGCCUCCGCGGCAGCUUCGCCGCGGCCACCAACCCGCGACCCGACACCGAUGCCGCCGAGGCCGAGCAGUUCGCCGCCUACCUCCGCGCCCAGCGCACCUACGUCACCCUCCUGGAGCGGUACAACCCAGGCAUGAACAUGGACGAGGAAGAGCGCGUGCGACUCACCGCCAGGAGGGUCGGCAUGGACUUGCCUGUCGAGUUCAAGAACCGCCUGGAUAAGAAAUAA